AAUGCAUGUACAUAUUAUGCAGAUCGAUAAUAGGCGGCUGAUACACAGCGACCUGGCGAGGAUGACAUCACACUGCAUGCAUGCUGUUGUAGCGGCCAUAUUCACGGAAUAACAUGUAUGAUAUCUGUGUCUGAUUGAAAAGAUGCCUGUGUUGUAAUGACCCUAAUCACAGAGUAGUGCUCAAAACGUCAUUUUUUCAAGCGCCCAUUGUUGUCCGGGGAGAAGUAAAUUAUCUGGCUAUUUUUACACGGGAGUCAACGAACAAGAAUUUCUGUAUGUUUCAUGGAUUUUAUCGUAAUUACUGGAUGUUUUCAAUCGAUUUAAGAAUAUAAACUUGACCAAUGAAGGAUUCUUUUCAACGAAACAUAUGAUAUUGAAAGUUGGACACGACUGAGAGAGGAAAGUGAAUGAAUACGAUCUGACGCAUCGAUCCGAAUUUCCUCGCCAUGGCGUCUCAUACACCGGAUUACUAUCUAAGAGAAUAUGGAAGUGAUCAAGUUCCUUUAAGUUUAGGUGCCCUUCAGUUAGAACCAGCAGACCGAGCAGUUUUGAAAAUCGCAGAUGAAAGAGAUGCUGUACAAAAGAAGACAUUCACCAAAUGGGUCAACAAACACCUCCUGAAGUGGUCUCCCCUUCCUGUUGACUACAUGCAGCAUUGGAGAUUUUCGCAGGCGGGUAGACGAGUAAUUGACCUAUUUGAUGAUCUUCGAGAUGGACACAACCUGAUCUCCCUAUUAGAAGUUUUGGCCCAUGAUACACUGCCCAGAGAAAAGGGUCGGAUGAAGUUCCACAAAAUCCAGAACGUACAGAUAGCAUUAGAGUACUUGAGUAAAAAAGGGAUUCGACUGGUUAACAUUCGCUCCGAUGAAAUAGUAGAUGGUAAUCCUAAGCUGACUUUGGGGCUGAUCUGGACCAUUAUUCUCCACUUUCAGAUCUCAGAUGUGGUUGUGUCGGGACAAGAGGAUCUGUCAGCCAAGGAAGCUUUGCUUCUGUGGAGCAGACGAACAGUUGAAGGGUACCCGGGGGUCAAGGUCAAAAACUUUUCCAGUAGUUGGCGAGAUGGACGGGCAUUUCUUUCAAUCAUACAUAGACACAGACCUGACUUGGUGGAUUUUCGGAAGGUACAAAUAAGCACACCAAGGCAGAAUCUGGAACAGGCCUUCAGUAUUGCAGAGACAGAAUUUGGGGUCACAAGAUUGCUAGAUCCGGAAGAUGUUGACGUCCCAGAGCCGGACGAAAAGUCUGUGAUUACCUACAUUUCCUCAUUAUACGAUGUCUUCCCAGAUGUACCCAGUGUAGAAGAAACUCUCAGGGACAAUGAAAGACAAUUGAAGAUAGAUGAAUACAGAGAUUUGGCCUCCUCUUUAAUUUUAUGGCUUCAGCAGACAAUAAUUGCCAUGAAAGAACAGAAACUUCCUGCCACUCUGAUAGAAAUGAAGACUCUGCAGACAGAGUGCAGUAAAUUUAAAAUUGAAGAAGUUCCUCCACGGCUGGAAAUGAAGAAAAGAUUAUUUCUCAUUUAUGACGAAAUUCAGGGUUUUCAAGGGGGAACAGCAUACUUAAACAUACCUGAAGAAAUUCGUCCAGAGAGUAUGAAUAGAUUCUGGGAGAGAUUCAUUCUACAACAACAAGAACGUGACAACUAUAUACAGUCUGAAAUCAUUCGACUGGAGAGACUACAAAGAUUAGCAGAGAAGGUUCACCGGGACUGUAAACAUUGUGAGGACAGUUUGGAGGACAUUGGUCCUCGUAUCCGUGAGGAGCAGACCCGAGUAGAAAAGAUCCACCCACUGGAAGCCAAGCGAAACUGUGAUGCCAUAGACCGAUCUCUUCAGACGGUGGAGGAGACAGCCAGGAGUGCAUUCAGAGACAUACAGAUGCUUCAGGAGGGAAGAUUUGCCACUUCUGAUCAACUCUACAGAAGGGCUUCCUCAAUCCAGUCCCGAGUAUCUGAACUGAGGACUCUUUUGUUUGGAGAGGUAAUCCAGAAACUCAUCAGUAAAUCGUAUGUCGAGGAGAGUUCCACCCUGACCAAGAAGAAGGAAAUCGUCACAGAGAUCCGUUUGAUUGAGACCAAUCCUGUCUUUCAACAUGUGCAGGAGUGUGUAAACUGGAUAGAAAAUAAACAGAAAUCAUUGGAAGAUGCAGAAUGUGGAAGUGACCUUGACACAGUUCAGAGUCUGACUGAGGAACAUGAGCAGCUGCAUCAGGAAGUCCAGGGAUUUCGACGAGAAAUAGAGAGGUGCAUCAUGGAUGGGAAAUCUCUACCUUUAGAAGAGAAAAAACUAUACACUCAAUGGUUGUCAAAAGUGGAAGUAGCAUAUUCCCUGUUAGUUAACACAUCGACCCGUAGACACAAAUGCUUAGAGUCUCUCCAAGACUUCUUACAGUCCGCCACACAGGAACUAGUUUGGCUCAAUGAAAGAGAAGAACUCGAGAUUAGCCGGGAUUGGAGUUCACCAGAUGCUGACAUGGAGCAGACGGACACAGCAUAUAAGGAUUUUUAUGGCUAUGAGGCACUUUCCAAAGAGACAAUUCUGCGUGAGCUGGAGGCGCGGGAAGCCCAGUUUAACUCAGUCCAGGAUCGUGGGUCUGCCAUGGUGUUGGACAGGCACCCAGCAUCAGAAAGCAUUAGGGCGUACAUGGAGGCCAUGCAGUCACAGUGGUCCUGGUUGAUUCAGCUGACAGUUUGUCUAGAGCAACAUGUGAAAUUCAAAUCUCUGUACCACCAGUUCUUCAAGGACUGCAAGGCGUGCGAGGAAGACAUGGACCGGCAACAAGAGAUGCUCUCCUCUCGGUACAGUCAAGAACAUCUGGAUUCAGACGAGGCCAAACAGAGGGUAAAGGAGCUCCAGGAAUUACAAAAACACUUGACUAGUCUACAACACCAUGUGGAGGGCCUCCUACACAGGAGUGGGGAUGUUCCACCCCUCCAACUUAGGUCCUCGAGGGUCCAGAGUCCAGUUAGGGUCCAGUGCCUGUGUACCUACAGACAACCAGAGAUGAUGUUAGAGAAAGGCACAGAUUGUCUUCUGUUAGACAACAGUGACAGUGUCCGGUGGACCAUCCGUAACAGUAGUGGACAGGAGGGCCGGGUUCCAGCGGCCUGUUUCAUCAUUCCACCCCCCAAUCACAACGCCAUCCAGACAGCACAAAGCUUAAAAUCAAAGUUAGAAAAUCUGUUGGGCAAAUGGAAACUUCAGUAUAGAACUAUGAGAUACAACAUGGUGCUCGCAACAAUUCAGAAAGUGAAAUCAUGGGAUCUGAAGCAGUUUAUGCUUUUGGAUCCGUCUCGGAGAGAAGCAUUUUGGAAAACUUUGAAUGAUGACACAAAUUCCCUGAUGCGGGAAGUUGGUGAAUCUGCGCCAGAGAUGAGGAGACUCCGAGAGGAACUUGCCAACUGCAACCAGAUCUUUCUCAGCCUGUCCGCAUCGGCCAUGGAGUAUGAAAUAAGCGAGAAUCAAUCCCCAGAGCAGACGUUACUGCAGGAUCUGGAUUCUCUGAGCCAUGGACUAAAGUCAUGUGAUCAGUCUCAUGUUUCCAUGGAGACAGCUGCUUGGGACAGAGUCUCAAUAAGACAUGCAUUAGAGCAACACAAAGCGUGGGAGAGAAUGUUUCGGACCUAUGAGGGAGAUUUAGAACGGGUCCGUAGAGUGUAUGCCACAAUGCCGAGGAGAAGCCAUACUCUUGAAGUCAAGUAUUCAGAUGUCAUGCAGAAAUGGGACCAAAUGUUAGCUGUUGCAGAAUCCAAUAAUGAGAGAUUAAAAGAAGUGGAUUCUGUGCUGUCUGGUGUGGAGUCCAUGAAGCAAGUUGUAGCUGACUUUGAAAUUGCCUUGGUUUCCCAGGAUACCAUGACCUCUGACCCCUUAAAUCUUCAUCAACUCAGGGAGGAACUACAGGACUUGAACAGAUCCACACAGCAGCACCAGCCAGUGAUAAACACUCUCCAGAAGGAGGUGGUGUCCCUGGCCAGUAGAGAGAGCCACUCCCAGACGCACACACCGUACAACAUCGGUCUACUGGAGGAGGAGGUGACAGCCAUUAAACAGCGCUGGGACAAUGUCUGCAGACAAGUGUCGGAAAGAUUGCAGAGCACAGAGGUUGCAGGAGAUAUGUUGUCUAAAUAUACAACUGGUGUGCGAGGAGAGCAGACAUUUGUUUCAGAGAUGCAGAGGGCAAAGGACAGACAGCCAUCUUUAUCUUUUGAAGUGGAGGAACUAAAAACCUGUAUAGAGCCAACCAUGGCUAUCUACAACAGUCUUGGAGAGGAACAGUAUCAGAUUGAGGCAGUGAACAGAAAUGGAGGACAGUUCAUCCGAGAAGCUAAGAUAUAUGACAGGCGGUUGAAGCAGUACAGGAGUAGUCUGGAAGACAUCGAUGCUGCAUUAAUCCAGGGAGUCAACAAACGAUUUAAACGACAAGACGGAGCAGAAGUCAUCAAAAUAGAACUGGACGAGCUUAACAGACAGUACAUUUCACUUGUUCAGUGGACCAAGGAUAGACUUAGAGAGAUUACUCGCAGGCUCUCAGAAGCCAAUGUGAACAUUCAGUUUCAGAUGGUGAUCGAUGAUGACAUUCCACUACUUAGGACUUUCAGAAGUGAACUAGCCAAACGUUCAUCUAUACUAAUGGAUGAAGAUCUGCAAGGGUUCUUUGAGGAAUUAUCCGAUUAUGAGGGAUAUACAGGCACUCCUGGUCAGUUCUAUGGAGUAACUCCAACACAAUUCACCACAAAAGCCACAGCUUCCACAACAUUCCACAAGUCGGAAGUACCUGAGCCAUUGUCGAGGGUCAAGGUCACAAAAAUGGAGAUCGAACCUGAAAGACCUGUUCAGAAGCCAUUAGAGGUACAUGUGAAGAGCCGGAUGAUUUCUUCAGUCCCAGAGCAGAAGAACAGACUUUCAUUAAAACUGGCAAGCAUGACUGGAGUGAGAGCCCAACAGCCUACACAUGAAAAGAGUUGGAAACCUCCAAAAGUUUCCCAGACUCUUGUGACCGUAAAACAAGAAAAUGUGGUACCUACGUCACAAUUCCUACACAAACCUGGUGUGUUGAAUGUCAAAACAAACACACAGUUGACGUUAAGUGAAGCAAUUAAAACUGGAUUAUUUAAUCCUAAAACUGGGUGUGUUUGUGAUCCAAGAAAUCAAAAGAAAUUAUCAUAUGCAGAAGCGUGUCAGUCUGGAUUUAUCUCAAGAGAACUGAAAGAAGAAUUGGGAAAAUCAUCCGGAAUUCGUAAUGUAUUAACGGGACGUCCAUUCACCAUUUUAGAAUCUAUGCAGAAAGGGCUGUUGGAUCCUGUUCAAGGAACUAUAAGAAAUCAUUCCACAGGUAGACCGCUAGCUGUCCAUGAAGCUGCCGCACAAAAUGUUAUUCCAGUGGAAGUUGCAGAAAGGUUAAUGGGACCUGAAGUUUCAGUGACGACGAUCACGCAGUCACAGGCAAUGUUUGGCGAAGGCAGCUUGGACUCUAUUGAUGUUCCAUUAAGUUUAGCAGAAAUGUUAGAAAAAGGUUUUUAUGACCCAUCAACAGGUAGAUUACAGGAUCCAAUAUCAGGAGCCCAGUUGACCAUCAUUGAUGCAGUUGAAAAAGGAUACGUGAAUCCUUCCAAAAGAGAAAUCAAGGAUGCAGUUAGUAAUGAGUUUGUUACUAUUGUUGAAGCAGUUGGAAAAUCUCUUCUUGAUCCAGAAACUGGACUGUUCAAUGAAAAGUCAGCACUUGCCAAACUUAAGCUUGACGAGGCACAUGAAAGGCAGAUACUUAACAGACCACUCACUCUCGCUAGAAUGGUAAGAGAUGGUAUCCUGAGUGACAGAGGACAGGUGACAAAUCCAAGAACAGGGGAAGUGAUGUCCUUUUCUGAUGCCCUGGACAUUGGAUUGAUAGAUGAACAUAUGAAAUGUGUUGUAAACCCUAAAACAAAUGAUAUUCUAUCAGUGUCUGAAGCUAUUGAACAAGGUUUCCUAGAUUCCAGAGGGUUGUUUGUUCCACCUGGAGCAGCACCAGCCAUUUCAAUAUCUGAAGCUCUGGUUCAGGGUUACUUGAAGCUUGUACAAGAAGAAGUUAUCUUCCCGAAACCAUGUGUAUUAGAUGCAACGACUGGGACCAGAAAAACAGUUCCCAAUGCAUUGAGACAUGGUCUCGUAACAAGUUCAGGAGAGUAUGUGGACACUAGUUCAAAUCGAAGGAUUCCUCUAGGGGCUGCAGGAGGUCAAGGCUUCAUAGACAAAGAUAUGGUAGAGAAACUCACCAAAGACACCUCUCUGAAAGAUGCAGCAAAUAAAGGCAUUUCAUUAAUGCGUGCAAUUCAGAUUGGAAUGGUUGAUGUUGAAAAAGGCCAAAUCUGUGACUUCAAAACGGGAGACAUGUUGAAUUUGCAAGAAGCUGUUAAAGAGGGAUUAAUUUCAAGUGAGGAUGCAGAGUGCUUGAUGGAAGUCCUAAGUUCUGCAGUCACACAUACAACUGUGAUAACCAAAGUCCAAUCUAGUUCUGAAGAGUCCAGUUUUGAACCAAUGACAGUUUCAGAGGCAAAACAGCAAGGUUUGAUUAAUGAAUACACUGGGAACUUUAGGAAUCCAAACACUGGUGUAACAAUGCCAAUUGAUGAAGCUUUGAAGAAAGGAUACCUCAUUCCUGAUAGAGAAGAGAUGAAUGAGUAUAUUGUAGAAGAAGUGGAGGAUGAAAAGCAACUUCAGCCUUUGGAAGAACUGGAUGAAGAAGCAAGGUGGCUUAAAGAAGUGUCACAGAAGCAGGUACAACUUUCACCAGGAACUUCAGCUACCGAAUCAAAAUUGAUCAAGAAAGGAGAUACAGGCUUCUCGUUCACAACCACAACAGUAUCCAGGCCUGCAGUUUCAGAAAGUUUUGUGUCAGAGACGAGACAUAUUGCUGUACAAAGUGCUCUAGAUCCAAGAACAAAAGAGCGAAUAUCUCCUCAAGAAGCUGUUAAACGUGGUCUGCUGGAUAUGCAAAGAGGAUGUUUUACCCACCCAGCAACAGGCAAGAAAUUGACUAUUGUUGAAGCCAUUAGUCAAGGCUUUUUAACAGGAAAAGAUGUGGAUGAGGUCGAUGCCCAAGAAGGAUCUGCCAUAAGUGAAGUUAAGGCAUUUUCCAUCACAGGAGUUAUACACCCUAGGACCAUGCAGAAGAUAACAAUUAGCCAGGCAACAAAAGAAGGAAUCCUGCACUGUGAUAAAGGUCUUUACAUUGGUAGAGAUGCAUUUGGAAGGGAGAAGCCUAUGAGGAUUAGUGAUGCUGUCAGUGCUGGUUUGAUUUUAGCAGAUACACUCACCCAAGAUGCUCCUUCAACAGCAGAACUCAUCAGAGAAACCAAGCAAUUCACAAUAAAAACUGUUGUUCACCCUCAAACACGGAGGCAUGUUCCUGUGAUUGAGGCUGUAAGAGAUGGAAUUAUAGAUGAACACAAUGGAAUCUAUCAUGAUUUCAGAACUGGAGAGAAACUUACAAUCAUUGAGGCCAUGGAGAGAAAAUUAAUUGAAGCAGAGUUGACAUCAGUGACUUCAAAUGCAGAAGGUGGAGGUAACAAGAUAAUCACUACAAAAUUGACAACAUUGAUGGUGUCAUGGGUUGUGGAUCCAAGAACUGGAGAAACCAUUUCCAUUUCAAAAGCUAUAGAAGAAGGAAUCAUUGACCAUCAACAUGGUUGCUAUCAUAAUCUUGUAACUGGUGAAAUAUUAUCCAUGAAUGAUGCCAUCGAGAGGAAACUAGCUAUUGCCAAAUCUUCCACUCAAGAUUCCAGUGAAAGUGGUAGCAUUCACAGCAUUCACAUCACUGACGAACAGGAGUCUUUUGAAGCUACGUUGGUUGAGGAUAUUCAUUCAGAAACUGUGACCUUUAGCAUCAGCAGUGUCAUUGAUCCACAGACAAUGGAGAUGAUUUCCUAUGAUGAUGCUGUGGAAAAUAAUAUCCUUGAUAUUGCUAAGGGAGUCUAUCGUAAUCCAGCCAACGGGGAAGAAAUACCAAUUAAUGAAGCGCUGAACAAAGGCCUUAUUCAUGCAGAUAUCACAGGUAAAAAGAGAGAGGAAGAAUUGAUGAGAAGUGCAUUUGUAGCUGAGAAGAUUGACUUUCCACUGAAAAAUGUCACAUCUGUCAUAGAUCCAAAAACAGGAAUGGAAAUGUCUGCUAUCAGAGCAAUCCAAUUUGGACUGGUUGAUUUGGAGGAUGGUAUGUUCUUGGAUACCAGAACAUGCAAACGUAUUCCUUUGAAGUCUGCCUUGAAACAGGGAUUCAUCACAAUGUCCAAAACAACAGAUCCAGCAGAGAUUGAAAGAUUACAGAAUGAAUCUUCAGAUUCCAUCCAUCCUCCUAAAUUUUCAGAGAAUGGCCUUUCACCAUCAGUAGUUGAUAUGAAGCUGGAAAAAUCUGGUACUCGAGAAAGUAAAACUUCAGUGUCUUCAUAUGCAGAAGAAGUACUGAAUUACACAACAGACAUUGAACAGAGCAUGGAUGCAAGCUUUAAUGAUGAUUCAACAGAUGGGAGGAUCAUGUUUGAUGUUGCUGACAAAUUACACAUGGAAAGAGGUGCCCAAGGCUUUGGUGUUGAAACUCUGACCUUUCCUACAGGAUUCUCAUACACUGAAGCUGUGAAAAUAGGUUUGGUGGACCCAACCUCUGGGAAAGUUCGUGAUCCCUCAUCACAGAAGUUAAUAUCAUUGCAAGAAGCCAUGAUGGCAGGAAUCAUCAACCCCAAGAAACCAGCAUUAGUGUCAAAGACUGGAGAAUAUCAACUCACUCUGCAGGAUUGUAUCAGACAGGGAUAUAUAGAUCCAAAGACAGGAAAGUUGAACUUUAGUAAAUGUAGUGAAGAAGAGAUUGUUGUGAGCCCACAUUUUACCUCACACUUUUCUAAACCCGGCCCACUGAAUUUACUGGAUGCUGUGAGAGCUAAUCUAUUUGAUGAAAUAACAAACACAUUCCUGGAGCCUCUCUCUGGAAACCGAUUAACCCUGCAGGAAGCAGUGAAUAGAAAUGUGAUUGAUGGAAAUCUGGUUACCAUAGAAAACUCAGAGACAGGCAGGAGACUCUCCCUUAAGAUGGCGUUACGUCAGGGAUGGAUUGAUGGCGCCACAGCAAAUGUGAAAGACUUUGCAUCCAAAACCACAAUUCCUCUUACAGAAGCUGUGGAUAGAGGACUGAUUGCAAAUGCCAUUGAUGAAAUGUCUGGUACACUAUAUGAUACCAUAUCUGGAAAAGACAUACCACUAGAAAAAGCACUGACUUCUGGACAAGUGAAAAAGGAUGAUGUCAUGGUGUUGGACAAGGUGACUGGUGAAUUAGUACCACUGGAGACGGCAUUCAGGAAAGGACUUGUUCAGAGGACUUCAGGCAUGGUCUCAGAUACCAAAACUGGAGAGAAGAUGAAACCACAAGAAGCUAUCAAAAUGGGUUUACUUGCAGUUGUUGGUGCCCCUGUACUAGGAGGAAUGGCUUUAUAUGAUGCAGUGAAAGGAAGUCUUUCCCAGCCAGAGGCAGUCAGCACCCCAAAGUCAACAAUGAAGAAACAAAGAAAAUUUUCAGAGAAAGAUGACUAUCCAAAUAUUCAGGAACCCAAAACUAAUGGCCAUACAGAGACACAAACUAAUGGCCAUUUAGAGAGAACAACACAGAAAAUUGAGCAAACACCACUACAAACAACUGUAGUGUUUGCAAAACCAGGAGAUAAUAUUCGACCUUCACAACCAACAUGGACAUCCGAGAAAAAAGAAGAUGAAUCAUUCACCAGAGGCAACUUGGUAAGUGAGGAACAGAUUACUGAAGAUGCACAAGAAAUAUUUAAUAGGAUGAGAGAAAAAGAUACCAAGACAGGAGUUAAAUUGCAUACUAAUCUUACUCCCCUUGCUUCACCUAAAUCUCCAGCUUUCAGCUUUCCACCCCCUGCUUCUGAAAAGGUAAAGGAUUCUGCUUUUCUUCCCUCUGCUUCUAUUUCUGAAACUAUCCUGCAAGAAGCCCCUCCUCCUUCUCCCUCCCCUCCACCUACUAUUCUUUCUUCUCUCACAAUUAAAGACAAUAUCACUGUUGAUUGGCCUGCUGGCAAAGUUAUUGUGAAAGACUCGGGCGAAGUUGUCAAUGUUACUGAAGCUGUUCAGAAAGGAUAUUUGGAUUCUGAAACUGUUGAAAAGUUGGCUGAAGCUGCACUCGUUGAAUCAAAGUCACCUGACAUUGAGAUAAAUUGGAAUGAUGGAACUAUCAUUGUGAAGGAAACAAAAGAGAAAAUAUCCAUCGAAGAAGCACUGAAGCGUAGAUAUAUCAAUUUGCAUAUCCAUGAGACACUGAAAACUGUAAUUGAAAAAUUGGAGGAAAUCAAGAAGACAAACAUUGUAUCACCAAAAGAAACAGUAACAAAAGUGAAAAGAAGUUUUGUGACAGCCCACGCAGAGCAGCCUCAAGUGUCAACAGUCAAAACCGAGCGACAGCAAUUAUUAAAAACAAAUGUUUCAGAGAUUCAUGUUCCACGUGAUGACAGAUGGCAAGAAAAGACCUCAACAAAAGAAACAGCUUAUGUUGUGCACCAUCACCCAAGCUCCCCAGUUCCUCAACAAGAUUUACAGAAAACUACAACAAAGGAAAUGGCUUUUGUUGUUCAGCACCACCCAAGCCCUACCCUUUCACAAUCUCGUGAAACAUCUUUUAGACACGAGAAUUUUUCAGAAGGCCCAUGGUCCUUAAAUGAGCUGGUGCAGGAUGAUAGGUGUACAACAUUUGAUGGAAAGUUUUAUGUCCCACAUUAUAAUGCCCCUAUCACCAUCCAAGAGGCUAUAAAUCACCACUUUCUGAACAUCGAUACGUCAUGCAUCAUUGAUCCGCGAACUGGAGUUGUCAUCAACUUGUGGGAGGCAAUGAAGAAGAAUAUUAUCGAUGCAGAGACUGGAAUCAUUGUCCACACUGGUACAGGAGAGAGAAUAACUCUAAAAGAAGCAGUAUAUGAAGGCCUGAUUCCACAACCAGGCUACAACUACACAUCGUUUAGUGAGGAAGUGGUGGGCAUCACAGGUGGAUCUUUACAUCUCUCUUGGAAAGACGCAGUGGACCAGGGACUACUGAAUCAGGAGAUGAACACCUUCCAGCAUCCCUACACCAAAGAGGUGAUGUCUGUUUCAUCAGCUGUGGAGUAUGGACACAUUUACCACCCAGGAAAAGAGAAAGUUACCAUUGAAACAACAGAAGUUCAGCUGAAACCGAUGAAACUGAGUACCAUUAGCUUAGGCAACAAUAUUUCUUUCACUGAUGCCAUGCAGUAUGGUAUGUUGGAUUUAGAAAGCAACAAAUUCACGGAAACUGACACGGGAACCCAGAUGACUAUUCAAGAAGCUAUUAAAACUGAGAAGAUCAAUCCAUUAGUGGAGACGUCAACAGAAGCUAGGGUGGAGAAUAUGACCCUCACAUAUGCCAUUGAACAUGGGUAUUUCAAUGAGCAAACCGGAGUAUUCACAGACUCAAAGACAGGGCAAACAUACACCUUACAAGAAGCAAUAAACCAUGGAUACAUUGAUGGAGACAGUCAAAUUUAUGAUGUGGAACACAAAAGAUUUAUGACUGUAAAUGAUGGCCUGAGUCACGGACAGAUAGACAAGAAAACUGGGAAACUGAGAUACAAAGAAAUAGAGCAGUACUCUUUGAAAGAUGCAGCUAAGAUGGGGCUGAUUGCCUUUGUAGGAGGGCCAAUUUUGGCAGCUUCUAAGAUUCAAAAAGCCAUGACGGGCAAAAGGACAAAAUCAAAAACUUCACCUGUGAGUUCACCGGAUGGUAAAGAAGAAGUAUUUUUUCAGACAUUCCCACGAGUUUCUAGUCCUCACAUUACUCAUGAUUCCCAGCAUGUUGAACAGCAUGCAUCAAAACAACUAACUCACUAUCCAGAUUCUACUAACAGUCUUCCCUUACCUAGAAAAGAAGUGUCCAUGAAUCUUCAUUCAACUGUGAUAAAUUUCAUAUCACCCGAGACUUUGGAAAUAAUACAGUAUACUCACCAUAAGGAUGGUUCAUGCAGCAAAAGUACAAGUAGGAUGAAAGUGGAUUCAGUCAGAGAUCUUGGAACAGGCAACAACAUACCGCUCCACAUAGCAGUUGAUAGAGGAAUCAUUGAUACUCAUGAGGGAAUUUUUAGAAACACAUUGACUGGGCGCACUUUCAGCAUAUUAGAUGCACAGCAAAGAGGUUACCUUAUGGGGCAUACUGUGAGCAACUGGGCAACAAGAACUGAACCCCAGCAGAAGAGUGUGAAAACUGAUGUGUUGUUUUCAGGCAGGAAAAGCCUCUCUGUGGUGUCUGUACUGGAUACCUUGUCAGGUGAAAGAAUAAGUUUUCAAGAGGCUUUGGAGCGUGGAAUAGUGGACAGAGAUGGUAAAACCUACAUAAACCAGAGAGCAGGGGAAAUGAUGCCCAUUACAGAGGCAGUCUGCAAUGACUUUGUGAUUGUCAGAGAUGUUGAUGUUAGUACAGCUACUGCUAGACAGACGGACUCACUAAUGCAGAAUACCAUUACCCAGUCUCAUUCUUUGAAAGUUGACACAGUGGUGGAUCCAGCCUCGGGAAAUGAAGUACAUCUUCAAUCAGCCAUCAAAUCAGGAGUUUUUGAUCCCAGAGCAGGAGUUGUGAAGAACAAGAGGACAGGGGAAGAAAUCCCCAUCAGUGAAGCUUACCAAAGAGGCUUACUGAAAGGGGAAGCAACCACACGUGAAGACGUUACACAGCCAGUUGAAUUUAAUGAAGACAGUGUACACAUGAAGUCAGUGUUUGACUCGAAGUCUAAACAGUUUAUCCCUGUCAAGCUGGCUUUAGAGAAAGGCAUAAUAGAUGUCCACUCUGGAAGCUACAGACAGGAGGAUGGAAGAAAAAUCUCCAUACCACAAGCUGUGAAAGAAGGUCAGAUUAAAACUGCAAGAGAUAGUAGGGUCCACAGUUUGGGAAGAGUGCGACAGCAUGACAUCAUUGUUGAAAAACCUCACAAAAGUGGGGGGUUUAUGCAGUCAGAUUCCUUUGAUUUUAGAAGGUAUAAGGGAGGCAAUGAAAUUAUUGUGGGGUUAAAGAGAUGUACAGUAAAUUCUGUUUUGGAUACCAAGAAAAGUCAAAGGAUUACUUUGGAGGAAGCUGUAAGGAGAGGCAUUGUCGAUCAUGAGUUGUGCAAGUUCCUUGACCAAAGGACAGGACAGACUCUCGAUAUGUCUGAAGCUGUUGACAAAGGUUUCAUUAUUCUGGAAGGUGCCCCUCAGGUUCCACUCGUGACAUCAACAUUCCAAGAUGUGUACUCUGUGAAGUCAAUCCAAGACCCAGUUACUAAAACAGAUAUUCCCUUAGAAGAAGCAAUUAGAAAGGGGAUAUUCAAGCCUGAAAAAGGACAGGUCUUGAAUAUCAGAACUGGUCAGAUGAUGUCCACUGAGGAAGCCAUUAGUAAGGGAAUCGCAAAAGUUGAUACGUCAAGUAGGACAGCAGAUGAUUCACUGAUUGUUAAAGGUCAGGUACUUGAGAGUGUUAGAGAUCCAAUGUCUGGAAGAAACAUCUCCUGCAGUGAGGCCCUGAGGAAGGGCAUUUUAGAUGUAGAAAGAGAACUGUAUUAUGACCCUAAAACAGGGGUGUCAAUGUCACUAGUUGAUGCAAUGAAAAGUGAUUUAGUUAAAUGCAGAAGUGAAAGAUCCGGUAUCUCUGAUAAGACAACAAAAGACCAGAGACAGGUGAAUAUUGGUCUUGUGUUAGACACAUUGACAGGAUUGGAAAUCCCAAUACAUGAUGCCAUUCAACGUGGAAUUGUAAAUCCAGAAAUGACAGUCUAUACCAACUUGAGAACUGGAGAGACCUUAUCAGUUGAAGAUGCCUUUCAUAAAGGCCUAGUGUCGGGCAGCCUACAGAGAGUCACCACUACAAAGUCUGAAUCUAAGUCAGCUAAGCCCGAUACCAAGUACAGUAUCACAGGGGCUGUGGAUACGUCGACCCAUAGGUUUCUUAGUGUGUCUGAAGCACUCAAGUUAGGGAUUUUGGACAAUCAAGGAAAUUAUUUGGAUCGUAAAACAGGAGAAAUCAGCUCUGUUGCUAGCGCAUUGAGACGUGGUUUAGUGGUUGGAGAGGAUAUUUCAAUAGUAAAGAAAAGUGUGAGAUUCAAAGAUGCUCUUCAUAUGGGAUACAUUCACACUCCAACUGGAAUUUAUACAGACCCCAACACCAAUAAGAUGUACACAGUUGAUGAAGCCAUUUGCAUGGGGCUUUUGUCAGAUGACAAGGGAGAAUCAUACAAAUAUCUUCCACCAAAAUCAGAUGGGUCCUCUUUGACAUUCCAAUCUGCAAUUCAAACCGGAAAAAUCAAUCCAAAAAACGCGAUGUUGGGGGACAGGGCUUCGAGGGAACUUUCUGUUGAGGAAGCCCUAGCCAAACAAGUUCUGUCCCCGUUGUCAAUCCAAACAUUAAAAUCACCAACCAAGGAGGCUAGGAAGAAAACUAGGUUUGCCAAUGGGCAUUCUGAUGAUAGUUCCCAAAGUUCACAUGAGAGAUUCCCAAAGGAGAGAAGCAUUCCUGUGCAAAAGAGCUCCGUUGUUAUUGUCAAAGGAGCAGAAAUUCUACCCAUGUCUGUGGAUGAUUCAGUUUCCUCAGAGAGCGUCAUCCCUGAAGAUGCAUUCCGAGAUAAAGUGAAAGAGAAAUGGAAACCACCACAAAGUGGAAUUACAUCCCCAUCUCCAAUUUACUUAGAGGAUGCCAUUAAACAAGGCUUUGUAGAUAAACGCACUGGAAUCUUUCAUGACAAAUUAAGUGGAGAUAUGUCUGUGGACGAAGCUGUCAUCUGUGGAUUUCUACAGCUCAGUGAUCCAGAACCUGUAGAGGAUGACUGUGUCCCUAACCCUGACCCUCCAAUGUCUAUCUCUGACGCAAUUCAUAAUGGUAAUCUGAACAUGAAAACAGCAGAAUUCACAAACUUUAAAACUGGUUUUGUUCUUCCUAUCCAAACAGCAUUACAGUUGGGUUACAUUCAAGCAAAAAUUAGUCCUGAAUAUGAUGAAAAAUCAGACAAUGAAAAUGAUUCUAUUCAGAGGCUUGUGAUAAGUAAAGAAGGUUCUCUUUUCAAACCUGAGGCAAGUAUUGUGUUUGACAAGGAUGGUAAAGCUAUUUCUAGGACACACACAGAGCUGAUCACAACAUCUGGAUCUGCCACCUAUAGUGUACCUCCCGGCUACAUGGUUGAUUCUUCGGGUCAUGUUGUGGAUCUGAUGUCAGGAGACACCAUGACGAUGGAGCAGGCAGCAUCUGUUGGCUUGGUGGAGGUGGAUUCGGUGGAUGGAUUUUCAGAUAUUCAGGUAGUGGGGACACUCCCUCCCUCCUCCUCCUCGGUGGAUGGUGAUAUUUCCUCCCUUUCAUCCUCAGCACUGCCGUGUGUGGAUGAUCAGACCAGCCGUGACUCCACCAGUGGAACAAGACAGUGCACCACUCAUCCCAUGUCCCUGAUUCAGUCCGUCAAAAGUGAUCUGUUUAAUGCUAAAUCUGGACACUUCCAUGACCCUAGUUCAGGUACUGAAUUCUCUUUAGGGGCUGCCGUUAAGCAUGGUCUUGUCAAUGUAGAUAGAACCCUUGUCAGAACAUCCAAGAACGGAGAAAUAAUGGAUUUCAAUGACGCUGUAAGCAAGGGCUGUGUGGAUACCAAAAGCUGUCUGAUUUUCAAUGACAGUGUUCAAAAAUGGAUUACAUUUAACAAUGCUGUUCAGGAGAAUUUGAUUCUGGAAGUAGGUAUGGAUUCAUUUGGGGAUGCAUUUCUCAAACAACAGAAUUCUCGAAGGAAAUUGUCCUACACCCCGAAAUCUCAGGAUUUUCAUAACCUAGACUUUCUGGAUAAAAAUAGUGGAAAAUAUGUUUCUUUCAGUGAAGCUCAAAAUAUUGGAAUUGUGAAAGUUUUCAGCAUGGAAAAUAAAGUUGGAAAUCAUGUACAUAUCCAGGGAUGUUUUGUAAAAGACAGUGAACCACAGAAAUGGCUGUCAUUUGAUCAUGCUUGUGAUAGAGGUCUGGUACAAAACAAAGGUGCUGGGCCUAAACUAAGUAAACAGACAAAACAUGUCAAAUUCUAUGAUGAGGAGAAAAGAAAAAUGGAAAUGAAAGCCAAAAGUAAAAGGAAACAUUCCAUAGACUUGUGUGCCUCAGCAGAUUUACCAGUAAUGCUUGUGGAUGUGAUAGAAAGUGGACUAUACGAUCCUUCAAAUAACACCGUGAAAGAUGUAGAUACCUCAGAAUCUGUGUCAUUUCUGGAGGCCAUUCAGAGGGGUAUGGUUCACAAGGAUUCUCCCGUCCGCGAUCCAGUCAGCAGAGAUAUUCUGACUCUGGAGGAAGCUAUUGAUAAACGAAUCAUUGAUCCGCUAUCUGGAAGAAUGCUUUUGUCAUCAGGUCUUCCCAUUGCUCUGAAUUUUGCACUGGUCAAAGGACUUAUUGUGAGAUGUAAAGAUCCAUUCUUCCUGACACUAUCUGAAAUCAUAGAUGAGGGACUUUUUGAUGAAUGCACUGGAAUGUUUAUUCAGCCAUAUACAGAGGAGCAGAUAUCUCUGUCUACUGCCGUUGUGACUGGAAUGGUAGAUACAAACUCCAUUAAAGUGAGGAACACUGUCACAGGAGACAUCCACAACUUUGAAUCAGCUAUUGACCACAAUCUUAUUAAUCUCACGUCGGAUGAGUGUGUGGAUUGUAAAAGUGGAGAAUGGGUUCCACUUAUUGAUUGUGUGGAAAAAGGCAUUCUUCUGGACACCACCAACCAGCCAAAGUAUGGGCUGUUGGAAUUUGAGGAAGAGUGUGUGAGUGAAGGAGCGUUUCUGGACCCCUCAUCUCAAUACAACAUGUCACUUCUGGGUGCCAUGGAUGCUUGCAUUUUGGAUCGAGAUGGAGUGCUUGUUCGAGAUUUGAAAACUAAGUUUCUGCUGACUAUGGAUGGAGCUAUUAAUGAAAAUUUGAUAGAUCCUUCAUCUGGAGAAUACAUUUAUACUGAUGGAAGACGAUUACCAUUUAAUGAAGCAGUUAACAGAGGACUUCUUAUUCAAAAUUUGGGAAGCUCAGACCUUAAUCUUGUGGAUGCCAUUCAUGAAGGUGUGUACAAUUGUGAAACUGGUAAAUUCAUGGAUCCAAGAAAUGGAGAACUUUUAGGAAUGAAACAAGCUAUUGGUAACAAAUUGAUUAACUGUAGUGACAUUGUGAUAAAAAGUUCAAGAUAUCAGAAAUUUUUAACUGUUGAAGAAGCAGUAUCCUUGGCAAUCUUGAAAUUACCAACUGGUGAAAUUUAUGAUAAAGAUGACAAUCUUAUUGAUUUGAAAACUGCUCUCAAUCAGGGUUACAUACAGCAAAGGUCUCCUUCUGAACCUGUGACCCUGGCAACUGCUUUGGAAAAAGGAAUGUUUAACAGACAGUUGAAGCAAUUCCUGGACCCUGUAUCCCACAUGUAUUUGUCUCUGACUAAUGCUGUUGAAGUCAGUGUCAUUGAUCCUCAAAGAACAUUGGUGAAAGAUUUGAACUGGGAUAUAUAUAAACCUAUUCAACUGGCUAUUCAGGAGGGCAUUAUUGAUGAUGCAGACUGUUCAAUUCUAGAUUUAAAAUCUGAAACAAAAGUUGAUAUUUCUACAGCACUGUCUCAGAAACUUGUGCUGGAAAUGCCUGCUGAGGGAUUCUGCCUUGUUGAUGCAGUUCAGUUAGGAUUAUUUCAACCAAAUUCUAACUCAUUUUACAACCCAUGGAUAAAUAAAUGUUUAAGUCUGCAGGAUUCUAUAUCUUGGGGACUAAUUGAUGAAAAGCAACCACAGGUUCUUGUAUUUGAUAAAGGGAUUUUGGCUGUUGGAGAUGCUAUGGAGCAAGGCAUAUUGGAUAAACAGACUUGUGUCUACCAGAAACGUUUUACUCUCCCUGAAGCCAUUUCUAAGGGACUUAUAUUCAAGGUUGGUCAAAGAACAGUUCAGUCAAUUAUAUCUGUUGUACAGGACUUACUAAAGGAAACAAAUGCAAAUUCGUCUGCCAGAGCAAGAUAUAUCCUAGAUGCUGAUUCAGAUGCUUUUAAAAGAAGGGGCAUUUCAAAGCCAUUGCUAGGAUUAAAAAGAGCUGUGGAAGAAGGGGUGUUCGAAAAGCACUGCUGCAAAAUGUUUGAUCCAAGGAUUGGAUCAUCCGUGACUCUGUUUGAAGCUGUGAAGACUUCUCUUAUUCACAAGACAAGGUCUCGCAUACUUAACCCUGAGACAAAGAAAUUCAUUUCACUCUCUGAGGCAUUGGAAAGAGGGAUUGUCAGUGGAAAGACUGGUUCCAUUUUAGACAGGGUUCACAUGAAGAGCUAUCCACUGGAGAAAGCUGUAGAAGAAGAAAUGGUUGUGGAUGUACUUUUCUCUAAAGUGACAUUAGAUGAAGCAGUACACUAUGGUUUGCUGAACUUGACUACCCUUCGUGUUCAGAGUUUCUACAGUGAUGACCGCUUCACUCUGACAGAGGCAUUUGAAAAUGAACUUCUGGAUGUCACCAACACUUUGAUCAAGGAACCCUCCAGUGGGGCAGUCAUGACAUUGAACAGAGCAGUAGAAAUGAAGGUGUUUAACUUACAAACAGGAAGGCUGAUAUCAACAGACAGUCAUUCAUACAAUAUUCUGGAGGCUCUACAAAAGGGUUAUAUUCUGAAUGGUAGAAGUUUCUGUGAACAGUUGCCCAUUCGUCCUAACUCAAUCACGUCUACUGCUCCUUUGGAUUUCCAACCAAGGGUCACAGAUUCCAGAAAAAUGAACAGCAAUGAAAAACCACCAAGAAACACAGGAAUCGCCUUCAAGGAUGCUCUCCAGAGAGGUAUUGUGGAUAUUGAGAGAUGCAUGUUCAAUGACAUUUCCAAUUCACAAAACAUUCCACUAACAAAAGCAAUUGAUAUUGGACUUCUAGACAUUUCCUCUCAGUUAUUCCAUGAUGAUUUCACAAAUACAAACAUUCCAUUACAAGAUGCUGUUGAGAAGGACCUUGUCUCCUUGAAUAAUGGGAAAACUUUCCAGAAAAGUUGCAUUACUUUAGAAGAAGCAUUACAGAAGAGGAAGCUCCUAGACUGCUCUGUGCAUGUUGCAGCACCAAACAUUACCAUUGAAAUACACAAUACAGAGAGUGAUCCAGAGCAGGAUCUUUUGGCAAGUUCCAAAAGUCUUUCAUCUUCACUUGAUUCUAUUCUCCAAUCAAUGAAGUCCACUGGUAACAAGUUUCGAAUUGGAACACUCCAUGGUGCUCUGUUAAGAGAUUUAAUGGAUAAGGAGACUGGAAGAGUUACAGACACUGUCACGGGAAAACAACUGUCUUUGAUGGAGUUAGUCCAGAAUAGCUUGAUUGAUGUACAUGCCAAAGAAGUUGUGGAUGAUAGUACAGGUGACAUUUUGACCCUUGAAGAAGCACUAUCAACUGGAAUUAUUGAGGGUGCAAGUGGGACUUACAAAGCAAAAAUGUCACUUACAGAAGCAUUUGAUAAGGGCUUAAUUGUUGCAAGUCAGUCUGCUGACCAGGAAGCUGCAAGCUCUGUUGAAAACUAUGUGCAGGAAAUUUUUCAUGGUGACACAUCCAGAGGAAGGGAUAAGCUACAGAAAGCAUUUUCCUCUGGUGUUCUAAACCAGGCAAAGUCCCAUGUCAUUGACCCAGACACCAUUCAACCAAUCACAUUAAAGAAAGCAGCAAGUUUGGGACUGAUAGACCUAAGCACAGGGGAAUUCAAAAACCCGCAAUCUGGAGAUUCCAUGACUAUUUCUGAUGCAAUGAACAAAGGAUACAUUUUGAGUCCUAGAGGGCUAAGUUUAUACAGUGCUGUUAACCAGGGACUUUAUAAAGGUGAAAGCAGAAAAUUUGUUGACCCUGCCACAGGAAAGGAACACAAUCUCAGAGAAAUGAUUGACAUGGAAAUAGUGACUCCGUUACAUCAAGAAAUUAAAGACCUGUUGCAUGAUGGGAUUAUUGUCACCCUGCAGACAGCUAUAGAUAGAAAAAUUAUUGAAAGUGAUCAGAAUGUGUAUGUGAAUCUGCAAACAGAUCAAGUAUAUGAUUUCAAUGAUGCUAUAGCAGCAGGCCUGGUCAUCAGUAACAGUCCUAGAGAAGGUUUGCGUGAAAGUGAUCAUGCAUUUGCUGAUAUCACCAUGACAAAUGCUAGAAGCCUGGAACACACACGCUUUCGAUACAUGGCUGACACACCAUUCGGUCCCAUUAUGACUCGUUCAUUCACUCUUGGAAACCCGUCGGGAGGUGGGAGUUCAUCGGACCUAUCAACAACAGAUUCUUCCAGCACUGACAAGAAAGACAACCCAGUGUUCACCAUUCCUCUAACUUCAGAAAUGGUUCGCAAUAUCAUUGCCACUGGCAAAUUAAAGAAAGACACUCUGAAACCUAAAGAAACGUCCAGUGAUGUAGCAUUCAGUACUAAUGACAGGGUCAUGGAGGGUGGUAGUCCAGAGAAUUCUGGGAACACAAGUGUUCCUGAGAAUCAUGGGGAAAUUGGUACCCCAGAGAAUCAUGGGAAAUCACCAGACAUGGGAAAGAGAUGGCCAAUGCGAGGCUGGAUACACAAGGGUCAUUUAGUCGAUUCUUGUGAUAAGCUUAUUCAGGACUUGAACAAUGAGCUCAACUGGUUAUCGGACACUGAACAGCUUCUGCGAGAUGAUCAACCAAUCAGUGAUGAGGCUUACAAGGUGGAAAGUCAACUGGAGGCUCAAAGGGCCUUUCACAGCGACAUUCAGAAGCACCAGCAGCCAAUCCUGGCACUGGUGUACCAAACCGAACAACUACUGGAACAUCACCAAGAGGAGUUAACUCCAGAACAGGUGGCGCAACUACAGCAGCUGGCAGACAACCUCAAAUCUAACAUGUCCAAGGUUCAGAAAACCAGUGAAAUUCGUCUAAAACACUUGACAACAGCCUGUGAUGAGGUGACCAAGUUCGAGGAAGAAUUUGCCAAAUUUGACGAAUGGUUGGGACAGUCCUGCAAAGAACUUGACCGACAGGAAGAGCUAAUUCGUGACCUAGACAACUUCAGCCGAGUCAUGGAACAGCAAAAAGAGCUGAUGAAUGCAGUUAUCUCCCAUCAAGCUGACACCAGGUUUAUGACAAUGUCAGUUCAGAAGUAUAUGGAAGAGGCAAAGCUGCAUAAGUUGGAAGUUGAUGCAUUCAAGGCUAACAGGAAGAAGACGUCCCGUUUGAGUUGGAUAGGAAUGGAAGGCAUGGAUGCUGAAUUGGUGGGAAACAAGCAAAGGGCGGAAGUGGCAAGAUAUGAUGAACUAAGUUCUAGGUGUGCUGACUUUGGUGAAAGGCUGGGAAAUCUGAAUACCAAGCAGAGGGAAUUCAAUGACAAUACAUUCAAACUUCUGUCAUGGUUGACAGCAACAGAAGAAAAACUGUCCACAUCUAAACAAGAAUCAAACACUACAGAUCCAGACGUUUUACGAGAACAGUUAGACUUAAUAAAAUCACUCGGAAGUGAUGCUUAUUCACAAGGUGUUCAGUUAGAAGAGUUGGAGAAAUCAGCCAAGGAACUUGUGUCUGACUUGCACAACUUGUGUGUUGUUCCAGCCCAUAUUACAAAAUUCCAAGACAUUAUCCAGGACAUUGAAGGUAGACAUAAAGAGGUAACAAAAGAAAUCAAUGACAGAUCCCACAGUUUGCAGACGGCACUCACCAAGUCCCAGGAUGUUGAGGAUGCCCUUGACAACCUGUUGACAUGGUUGAGAGAUACAGAAUCUGCCCUGGACAGCCAACGGCCUGUUAGUCUCAGCAGGGACAAUCUGCAUGAACAGUAUCAAGAGGUCAAACUAAUCCAAGCAGAUGUUGUUAGUCAUAAGCCUAGCAUCGAGGCCAUGAAACAUGAUGCUCACGAAUUGAUCAAAACCUGUGAAUUAGACAUGGCUAAAUCCUUAGAAUCAAAAUUAGAGGACUUGGAUAUCAGGUUUUCAAAUGUGAACAAGAAGUGUCAAAACAGGAAUAAAGACAUGGAUGAAAUAUCUGAAACUCUUUCAAAUUUCCAAGAAACUAUGGAUAACUGCAAACAGUGGUUAGGUAGAAAUUCUGAGGAUCUGGAAAGCAGAGAAUGGAGCAAGAAAUCUAGUGAAGACACAAAGGAGAGGAUUGAAGAUCUGACCAAACAGAAAAAGAGCAAAGAAAAAGUGGUAGAAGAACUCGCUCAGUUGGGUCAGCUGCUGAUAGAGGAUCCUCGAACAGGGGAGGUCUCUGCAGUGAAAGAAUCCCUUGCAGACCUACAAAGACACUGGACAGAUUUCUUGGAGAUUCUGGAUGAGAGGCAGCAAGAGGCUCAGGAGAAAGAGAAACAAAAGAAUGAGUACUCUGAUAGCAAGAAAGCCAUAGUGGAAUGGCUUACCAGAAUGGAGAACACUGUGGAUGGAUUUGAACCUGUAGCAGUGGAUAUUGAAGUGGCCGAAAAACAGAUCGAGGAACUUGAGCCCCUGCUUGAGGAGUACCAGGAAUAUGGACCAAUGCUGGAGGAAGUCAAUGAUGCAGGCUUUGCCUUUGAUGCCACACAGAGUGAAGGCUCCAGACCUCAGAGUCCCUUCAGAAGAAUGAUGAGAGGAAGGCGAUUCCAGGGCCUGCUGUCACCUCGACUGGGGAGUACCUCUCCAACAUUCCCCUUCCCCUCCUCUCCUACUAACAUUCUGAGUCCGACCAGUGACUCCAGCGGAAUCAGCAGCAAGAAGAGCUCCUUUGACAACUUCCAGCUGGAUGACUUGUCCGAGAUUCAGCAGGAACUGGUUGACAUUAACCAGAGAUAUGACCUCUUGGGUGAACGACUGGCAGACAGACACCAGGAACUGCGAAACAUCGUGGAAAGCAUGAAAAGUUAUCUACAGAACAUGCGUGAACUCCUGACCUGGAUUGACUUAAAGGAACUGGACCUAAACAUACAGGGAGGACUUCCCACCAGUGAAAGAGAGGCAAAGAAGCAGCUCAAGGAGCACCAGGAAUUCCAUGCAGAGCUUCUUGGUAAGGAGAACAUAGUUGCUGACAUUAGAACUAAAGGACAAGAUCUACUGAAAACUAAACAGGGCGUGCCUGGACUGGACAUCUGCCAGCAACAGCUUGCAGACCUAGAUAAUAAAUGGCUGGAUAUUAAAGUCCUGUCGGAACAAAGAAGGAGGUCCCUGGAGGAAAUGGUCAAGAACAUUUCAGCCUUUAAAGAUGCAGGAGUUCACCUCCAGAAGUGGAUAGCUCAGAAGGAGAAGAUGAUGGCUGUGCUGGGACCUAUCUCUACAGGAAAAGAAAUGAACCAGAACCAAGUGGAACAGGUCAAGUUACUGACAGAGGAAUUCAAGGGCCAAGCACCUCUGUAUGAAAAAUUCAUCCAGUCCGGCCACACCAUACUGGAUCUGUGUGAUGCUGACUCCAAGGACGCCAGUCACAUCAGCGAGAAAAUGGAAGUCAUCAGCAAAGACUGGAGCCGUCUGGAGGGUCGUCUGCAGGAGAGAGGCAAGGCCUUGAAAUCUGUGGAGGCACUCAGUCUGGAAUUCAAUGACAUCAUGAAGACGGUUCAAGACUGGGUGGAUGAUUUCUCAGACAGGGUUGGAAAUAUCACCCCAGGGACGUUGUCUCCCGAGGAGAAUGAGGCUUAUUUACAGGAACUCGAGGCAUUGGAGUCAGACUUGAACAAACAGAAGCUUUUAGCACAGAAAACCAAAGAUCUUCACAAAAAAUUGUGUGAUGCGAUAAAGGACCCCAGUACAAAGGCAGAACUGAAACAGAAAAUAGCUAAUCUGGAGAAACAGCUUGGUGAUGCAGAAAAGCAGAUUGGUGGAAAGAGGUCAGCUGUAGUCAAAGCAAGUUCUGAGGGCCAGGAGCUGACUGCUAAUUGUCAUGACAUGCUUGACUGGUUAUCCGAUACCCGGAGUCGACUGGAUCACCAGCAGCCUGUGUCUGGAAAUCUGGAUAUUCUCACAGAACAGGCACAGCAUCAAAGGAUCUUGUUCAAAGAUUUACUUGACCACGAGGCAGAAAUCAGAGACCUACUCAAAAGAUGUAAUAGUACAUUACAGUCAAUACCGCCCUCCAAGGAAAAGCAGGACCUAGAGGACACAGCAGAGGAAAUUCAGACUGAAUUUGAUGUUCUUAAACAACGUGCAGUAGAGCGUGACCAUAAGCUUGAGGCUAGCAUGAAGCAUGCUCAGUGUUUCCAGGACAUGCUUGAUAAGCAGAUGCUGUGGUUACAGUUCAGUGAGGAUAAACUGGAAGGGUUCCACCCGACUGAACUUCAGAGAGAUGUUAUUGCUAAGAAACUGGGUGAUGCCCAGAGCUUGAAGUCAGAGGUUGCUGAACAUGCUCCUGAACUAGAGAAAACACAGCGUGAAGGUGAGUCUCUUGCUGCCCUUGUUGAACAAGAUGGUGACAUUGCCAAGGAUGCCAUCCAAACAGUUUUGGGAAAAUGGCGAUCGCUGGACAAAGGGGUGACUGACAGGGUGAGGAGCUUGGAAGAUCUCAUUCAAAAGCUGGAUGAUUUCCAGUACAACUUCAAGGACUAUGACACCAAUCUGACCAAAUGCGAAGACAAACUGACAUCCCAUAACAAGAUGGGACCCUCAGCAAAGGACCCCAAACAUGUAGAUACAAUCAAGGCCUUACAAGAUGAUGUGGAUGGACUUCAACCACAGAUGGAUUACUUGGAAGCGGUGAUUGAAGAUCUGACUAACACAGGACUAGGUACUGGAGAGCUGGAGAGACACCUUGAGGAUCAGAAACACAAGCAGGGGAAUCUGCAGAAAGACAUUGCAGAGCUCCUCACUGAGCUUGAUGAAGGAACCGCUGUGGUGAAUGAGUUCCAGGGUGAAUUGUCAGCAGUUGGAGCAACUCUGUCUACUUAUGAAGGAGACUUGAACUCCAUUGGACCAGUGAAGAGAGAUGAGAAUGGGCUCCAGACUCAACUCAGAGAAGCGGAAGAGUUUUUGUCCAAACUAAUUUCACUGGAAGACAGAGUGACAGAUGCUGAAGAAAAAGGAAAGAACUUAGAAUCCUCAGGCUACACAACUGAUCCUCAGCUGAUCGAGGCACCUGUUGAUGCGCUGAAGACUCAACUUGGAAACCUUAAAUCCAAGGCUGAGGCCUGCAAACAAGACAUUGAGCAGAUGCUUGAAUCACUGGACUGUGCCACGGACAAUCUCCGGCGAACCAGAACCAGUAUUGACAGGGCAUCAGAUGAACUUGACAUGCAUGAACCUAUAGGAACUGACGUUGCUGCCAUCAAACGACAGCAGGAUGAACUCCAGAUGUUUGAAAGUUCUGUUUUGGAGCCCCUACAGAAGAGGGUGGAAGCAGGAAGCUCAUUGGCUGAGAACUUGAUACAGACUGCUGCACCAGGGGUCAGCACUGAACAAUUAGAGGCGGAGCUAGAGAGUCUGAAUGACAAAUGGACCAACCUCAAGAAGAAGGUGUCAGAAAGGAAGCACAACCUGGACAACAGUCUGAUGCAGGCAGGUAAAUUUCAUGAUGCGCUGGAUCACCUGCUGGUCUGGCUGAAGGAAACAGAGGAAACCAUAGCCAAUCAGAAACCGCCAUCACCAGACUACAAGAUCGUCAAAUCACAGCUACAGGAACAAAAGUUUUUGAUGACGAUACUGGAAGACAGAAGUCCCAGUGUCAAGUCAGCAAAGAAUGCUGCUGAAUCUCUGAUGAGAGGACUGAGCCCCCAGGAGCAGAAAGGAAUACAGAACCAGGUGGCUCAGCUGGACCGCCGCUGGGAAGCCGUCUGCUCCACAUCUCGGGACAGACUGGAUGUACUGGAGGAAAUGCUGAGUCUGACAAAAGACUUCCAAGAUCUGCAUGAACCAUUGACAGCCUGGUUGGAGUCUGCCGAGAAAAAGUUUGCCUCUUUAGAGCCAUCAGCCAUGGACACACAGGGAAUUGAGAACAUUAUCACUGCACUCAAGGACAUGGAGAUGGAUGUUCAGUCAAAGACCGACCAAGUGAAAGAUCUAGCACUUAGAGGAAAAGAUCUCCAAGAUUUCUGUAAAGGCAAUGACGUGAAAGCUGUGCAGAAGAAAAUUGACUCAGUGCAGGCAAGAUUUACAGAACUGAGAGAGAAAGUGAUCGAUUCCACAGAACAAAUGGAGGAAGCACUACCACUCGCCAAAAACUUCAAUGAGGCCCAUGCAGAGUUCUUAGACUGGGUCUUGAAAACUGAAGCUCAGCUCCGCACCAAAGAGGCCACUGGUCAGGAGGCUGAGGACCAAGUGCAGAAAUUUAUGGAGAAGCUGCAGGAUGUACAGCCAGUUCUUGAGAUUCUGAGGGAAGACGGGGGUAACCUGGCUGAUCUGGCCCCAGGGGAUGCUGGACUGAAGGUGGAAGAGACCAUGAAAAAGGAUCUCCAGCGUUAUGACACUGUCAGUGACCAAAUUCAACGCAGGUCACAGAAAGUCUCCAAAUCCAAGCAAAGGUCAUCUGAGAUCGUUAGUAAUAUUGCUGAUCUGCUGGACUGGUUUGGAGAUAAGGAGAAGACUCUAAGGAAUUCUCCACCCAUCAGCACGGAGCUCGACACUCUGGACAAACAGCUUACUGAUGUCAAGGGAUUGAAUGAGGAAAUUACUGAACAGAAGGGAAAAGCAAGAGACUUGAUUACUAGGGGGAAGAAAAUGAUGAGGGAGAGUUCAUUGGAGGAUGACCCCAGACUGCGUGAAGCAGUGGAGGAUCUUAAAAAUAAAUCUGACUUAGUGUGGAAAAUGGGCCAGGAGAAACAAAGGACACUAGAACAAGCUCACCCAUUGGCUAAACAUUUCUGGGAGACAAACAAGGAUCUAUCUGAUUGGUUAGAAGAGGCUGCUGUUGUCGUGGCAGACUUAAAAGUUAUGUCCAUUGAUGCAGAACAGGUCAAAAAGCAACAAGAGCAAGUCAAGGUUCUGAAGCAAGAAGUUCAGGACCACAAGCCGGAUGUCGACCGAUUGAACAAAACAGGAAGUGCUCUCAUUAAGAUCUGUGGAGAGCAGGAGAGCUGUCAGGUCAGGAAGAUCAUGGACAAUCAAAACGCCAAAAUGGAAGAUGUUAAAAACUACCUCAAGGACAGGUCACUGUCCAUAGAUGAAGCUCUCCAACAGUCGGCUGAAUUUACCGACAAGCUGGAGGACAUUUUGGAUACCCUAACAGCCACACAUGAGAUGGUGGAGAAUGCAGAAGCAAUAUCUGCCCAUCCGGACAGAAUCAAAGACCAACUGGCUGAAGUCAAGGCCUUCAUGGAGGAUGUGGAUUCCAGACAGUCGGCUCUGGCCUCAAUAAAGAACAAGGCAGAGGAGCUGAUCAAACAGGCUGGAGACAAGGAGGACACUGCAGUGCAAGAUGUGAAGACGAAGUUGUCGGAGCUGGUUGGGCUAUAUGACAACAUCUGUCAGCUGUCUACGUCCCGCAGUAAGGACUUGGAGGAUACGUUAGAAGUGUCUGAAAAGUUCUGGGAGGACUACAACAGCCUGUGUAACACUGUCAAAGAUCUACAGGAUCAGAUCACCUCUCAGGAGCUGCCCGCCCUGGAACCUGCCAUCAUCAGGGAACAGCAGGACUUCCUAGAGAAUCUCAAGGAGGAGAUUGAGGCCACCCAGGUUGAUUUAGAUGACUUCAAUAUAACCGGAGAACAGUUGAUGACAAUGGUCGGUGACCCAGAACGACCUGAGGUUCAGAAGAACAUGGAAGAUGUCAGUUCUCAGGUUGGCAUGGUGACAGAGAAGUACGAGCAGAGAGCCAGGACUUUGGAAGCAGCCUUGGAGAAGGCUGUUCACUUCCAGGAUGAACUCAUGAAAAUCCUGGUGUGGCUUCAGAAGCGAGAGGUGCGUCUCAGAGAGUUUACCCCUGUGGGUUCUGAUUUUGACACCAUCAAAGUGCAGUGGAACCAAGUCAAGGAACUGAAAUCAGAAGUAGAGCCCAAGCAAGUAGACAUAGAAUCACUCAACCAGAAAGGUCAGGAAAUGACCAAGGAUGCACAGCCGACUGACCAGAUAGUGGUGAAGGAACCUUUGUCUUCUGUCAACAGGAGAUGGGAUAACUUACUGGAGGGAAUUGGUGAAAGACAGCGUAAUCUACAAAUGGCCAUGCUUAAUGUGGGACAAUUUGAGCAUGCUUUGAAUGAGCUUUUAGCAUGGCUGGAUAAAACCGACGAGACCCUGGAUGAUAUCUCUACAUCAUAUGGAGAUCCUAAAAAAAUUGAAAUUGAAUUGGCCAAACUGAAGAUUGUUCAAAACGAUGUGGAUGCUCACCGUGACAGUGUGGACUCUGUGAAGGAGGCGGGAAAACGAGUGCUGGCAACGGAGCAUGGAGGUGACACGCCAAUUAAACGGAAGUUGGGAGAAGUCAAUGAACUGUGGGAGAAAGUACAGCAGAAAUCUGCCAGCAAAUUCAAAACAGUGAAAGAUGCACUUAAGGAGGCCAAGUCCUUCACCGGAGAGUUACAGGAUCUGUUGUUGUAUCUUGCCGAUUUGGAGGGAAACCUCAUUUCAUCCACUCAGAUUGGUGGGCUACCAGAGACUGCGAAGGAACAGCUUGAGAGGUUCAUGAACCUGUAUGAGGAGCUGAAUCAGACAGAUCCAAAAAUCAAGAAGACUGUAGCAGACGGCGAAAGUCUGAUCAGUAAAGGCAAGGAUGCCUCCUCCAACCUCAUCAAACAAAACUCAGAACUGCUUCAGCAGAGAUGGAAGAACAUUCAAAUGAGAGCUGCAGACAAAAAGAAAAAGUUAGAGGAUGCUUUACAACAAGCUGACAAUUUCCAUGUGGACCUGAACAGCUUCAUUCAAUGGCUGACAGAGACAGAGAAGACACUGAACAAUUUACAACCUGUUAGUCGUUUGUUAGAACACGUCACACAACAGAUAGAGGACCAAAAGAUUCUACAGAAAGACAUUAGUCAGAAUAGAGAGAGGAUGAUAGCAUUAGACAAGACUGGUACCCACCUGAAAUAUUUCAGUCAGAAGCAGGACGGCAUUCUCAUCAGGAACCUCCUGUCCAGCAUCCAGCAUCGCUGGGAAAAAAUUGUCUCCCGUAGUGCUGAGCGCACCAGACAUCUAGAGAGGGGCUACAAAGAGGCCAAGCAGUUCUUUGUGAUGUGGAAAGAUAUGAUGGAGUGGAUGCAGCAGGCCGAAACUGUGCUGGACUCGGACACUUCCGUCAGUAAUGACCACACGACUAUCAAGACACAGAUCAUUAAACACAGGGAAUUCCAGAGGAGUUUAGGUGCUAAACAACCCAUGUAUGACAGUGUUAACAGAAUGGGACGCUCCAUGAAGGACAAGAGCCCCGAACCAGACCGAACGGAGAUUGACAAGAAACUGGGUACUCUGAAGUCCAAAUGGAACUCUCUCUGUGCUAAGUCAGUGGACAGACAGCGCAAGCUGGAAGAGGCCCUUUUGUUUGCUGGUCAGUUCUCUGAGGCUCUACAGGCUUUGCUGGACUGGCUAGCCAAAGUUGAACCCACCUUGGGAGAGGACCAGCCUGUAUAUGGAGACAUCUUUACAAUCAACAACCUCAUGGAAAUUCAUAAGGCAUUCCAGCUUGAAUUGGGAGCUCGGUCCAACACUGUGACUUUUGUCAGGAAGAGAGCGAAGGAAAUGCUGGAGAAAUCCGAGCAUGACAUGACACAGCAACAAGCUGAGCUUAUAGAACUCAGCACGAUGUGGGACAGAGUGUGCAAGCUGAGUGUGAACAAGCAGGAGAAGCUGGAACAAGCUCACAAGCUGGCUGAAGACUUCCACCAGAAGGGUCAGGCCUUGUUGGAUUGGCUGUCGUCUGCUGAGAGACAGCUGAGAUACCGAGGCGCCCUCCCUGAGGAGGAGCUACCACUCCUCAAACAGAUCGAGGAGCACAAGAAAUUUGAGGAAGACUUGAUGAGACAGGAGGCUAAGUUGAGAGAGACCCUCAGCAUCGGGCAGGAUAUUCUAAAGAGAUGUCACCCAGACGCUCUAACCACUUUGAAGCACUGGCUGUCUGUUCUGAGAGCUCGCUGGGAAGAGGUGACUGCUAUGUGUAAACAGCGUGGCAUCAAAUUAGCAGAAGGUCUUCAGAUAAUGAGACGCAACAACGCGAUUUUAGACGACCUGCUGGCCUGGCUGAAUUCUGCAGAAGGCACACUGAUGGGUCUGGAUCAGGAACCGAUUCCAGGUGACAUCCAGGUCAUUAUGGAUCUCCUUAAAGACCAUCAGGAUUUCCAAAAUGAUAUGUCCUCAAAACAACCUGAUGUGGACAAACUGACCAAAGGUGAUCGUAGAAGAGGGACGUCAGUAUCGGAGCCUGUGUCUCAGAUCCCAGUGUUAAAAUCCUCACUGUCGGGGAGACACACCCCCAUCAGGACUCCAAGAAAAGACCCUAGUGGAAGGAAAACCCCCGAGCCUGUGUUCAGGAACCCCAGAGUGGGGGCCCUCUUCAUGAAAUGGAGGACUGUAUGGCUGAUAGCCAUGGACCGAAACAGGAAACUUCAAGAUGCCCUUGACUACCUAAAAGAGGUUGAGAGACUGAAGAACUUUAAAUUUGAUGACUGGAGAAGGCGGUACCUCCAGUUUAUGAGACAUAAUAAAUCACGAAUCAUGGACAUGUUCCGCCGUCAGGACCGAGACCGGGAUGGCAGGGUCACCAGGAAGGAAUUCAUUGACGGCAUCACUGCCACCAAAUUCCCCACAAGUCAGCUAGAGAUGGAGACGGUUGCCAACAUGUUUGACAGAGAUGGCUGUGGUUUCAUCGACUACAAGGACUUUGUCAAUGCCCUCAAGCCAGACAGGGAGCCACAGAAACCCAUCACAGACUCUGAGAAAAUUACAGACGAGGUCAAAAACCAGGUGUCCAAAUGUACCUGUGUCAAACAGUUCAAGAUCCACAAGAUUGGAGAAGGGAAAUAUAGGUUUGGAGACUCCCAGAAGCUGCGCCUGGUGAGAAUUCUACGCAGUACUGUGAUGGUGAGAGUAGGUGGUGGAUGGGUGGCCCUAGAUGAGUUCCUAGUCAAGAACGACCCCUGUCGAGAUUUAAGUAAACAUUUUGAGACGUGCCCAGCAUCUAAGGGCCGGACUAAUGUAGAGCUGAGAGAGCAGUUCAUUCUUGCCCAGGGUGUUAGUCAGUCCAUGAGUCCAUUCAUAUCCAAGAGUCCGAGCGGCAGUUCCCACUCCGGAAGUUCCUCCUACUCAGGAGCUUCCUGGAGCACGCGCUCGCCAAGCUCUGCCACUGGACCCAUCACAAAGAUCCGAGAAAGAACAGCUCAUGCCACACCAUGGCGACAGAACAGUGCCCGGGCAACCCCUGGUCCUGACGGUGAGGUCAGACAGAUUAUGACCAAUGUGGACAGUACACCCAAAAGACCUCGAUACAUCACUUCCCCUCGAAAUGUUUUCAGCCCAGCUGUUCCUGGAAGUGGUCGAUCAAGUCGAGCCAGUACCGGAGGCGGCAGCCGUCCCCCAAGCCGAGCUGACAGUGAAUGUUCAGAAGUCAGUGAACCAGAGAUGUACACGACAGUUCAACACGAAAGUAAAUCCUCUGGUGGACGAAAUCAAAUUGAAGUAACUUACCAAACUCAUGUUGUAAAAACAAGAACAGUAGGAGCUCCUUCUCCAACCGUGAAGGGCUCCAAAAUACCCAAACCCUCAUCUUCACGUAAAAAGUGACCGUGAGUGUUGUGUGAUUUACUGAAGCAUUCCUCUCCUGUGUUAAACAUUACACGACAAUCGGCGAUACUCACGAUAAUCAAACAGUGGAUUUCAUAUGCUUACUGUUCAGCGUUGCAUAUAAAUUAAAUUUAAUAUGGUGCUGUGCUUUAAAUCGAUGUUAAAUUCUAUGAAAAGCUUUAAAAUCGAACUUCAAUGUAGAACAGAAUUUAUCAUGCAACUAAAGCAUUUUGUGUUUUUGGUAGUUCUGUGUGUCAACGAUGCAAAAAAUUUGUUUUCUAUGAAUGUUACAUGUAUUUUGAAUAUCUGUGUCUGCCUUUUACACUAGCAGUGUGCAUUUAUAUGUAUAUAUGUGGUUGUUGAUUCAACUUUUUCAUGUUGUUCAAUUUCAUAUAGGUUUAUGUUUUUUUUUUCUAAUUUUACACGCACAUCAGAGCUGUUACUUUCUGUUUUGUUAUUAUCUACUUAAAGAAUUUUUAUACUUCUAAUGUGUUGCCAUAGGUUUUGUGGUUCUGUGAUUCCCUUACUGAUCAAGCAACACAUAUCAUUUUUGAGACUUUUUGUACUGGUUAUUGUGGUAAAUAUGUGUUGAUAUUUUUCACUUAAAUAAGAACAAUAAGAAUUGUAUUUCUGUUGCAAAUUGUUUUUAUGUAAUGGUUGAUUGCCAAGGAAUGCUGAAACAAAAAUACUAAACCCGAGGUUGGGGUGGAUCGUCUUGCAAGUUUUCUAAUUAUGAUAUUUACGUAUGGUGAUGAUAUUCUUAUGAUUAUUUUUGUAAAGCAAUAUUUGGAACUAAGAGUGUUGUUUUGAUUAUAUAUGAUUUAUUUAGUUUUGAAAAUCAGAAAAGUAGCUACAUGUAUUUAGUUUUGAUUCAAUUGCACCAUGGCAGUGCUGCUUUGAAAACAGUGCUGGCAAGAGAGAGAUUGAUUUCAAUUCCCCACAUACUGCAUUCAUUGAUACACAUGCAUGCCAUUGUAUUCCAAUGAUCACUGCUUUUGUCAAUUAUAAUCAUCUAUUUAUUAGCGAAUUGUGAUACAGCUCUAUUUUAUUAUGUAUGCAGUCGCAAUUUGCAAUUUCAUUUGUGUUUAAUCAUACGGUGUGUAUUCAUCAUGAUUAUAAGAUGUUUCAUCAGCUAUGAGGGGGGGUCAUAUCAAACUUUUGAACAAAGAUAAUGAUUACUCCAAUUAUAAAACUUUAGUAUUAUUCUAUGCUAAUUCAAAACUUACAAGGGAUGGGGAAAUAUAUGUACAUGUAUGUACUCUGUGUAUUUUGAAGUAACCUGUGAUUUGAAUGAAAAAGAAAAUUAUCAGUGAUUCAGGUCUGCAGAAUUCAUUCAUUAGCAAGACUACACUCUACAAUGCUAUGAAACAGGUUAGAUGUAUACAAGGUGUUGCUUAAAUGCAAGUAUUUUCAAUAAAAACAUAUAGAAUCUCA
Ostrea edulis (European flat oyster) is the source of this 32996-nucleotide messenger RNA. Its product is annotated as microtubule-actin cross-linking factor 1, isoforms 1/2/3/4/5-like. Gene Ontology annotation, molecular function: calcium ion binding; microtubule binding; structural molecule activity. NCBI's taxonomy places the organism in Eukaryota, Metazoa, Mollusca, Bivalvia, Ostreida, Ostreidae. The coding region runs from base 447 to 31562 and encodes 10371 amino acids. The record is from RefSeq and is a predicted model, not a curated record. Gene Ontology annotation, cellular component: cytoplasm; cytoskeleton; intermediate filament. Gene Ontology annotation, biological process: wound healing; intermediate filament cytoskeleton organization. The transcript has 87 exons.